CUUCUUCGCCCUCAGAUUCUUCACCUUGAAAGACCAAUAACAUUAUUUCCAGAUCCAAACAAUGCCAUCUUCACUCUCUCAAAUUAGGGUUUUCUCCAACUUUUCAAAUCCCUAAUUCUUGGGCUUGCAUCAAUCUCAUUGGAUUUCCUCUGGACUCUUUGCGAUCAUCGAGGUCUGUAUUCCUCUUCCGCCUGCCGAAUUAAGAUCAGAAGCAGCGAAUUCCUCGGAGCUUUCCUCGAUUUUUCAGCUAGGUUUCCAGUGGUGUAUCAUCUCAUCAGUUGACCUUUGCUUUUAUAGCCAGAUCGUUCGUGGUUGAGUUAGGGCUCUUUACAGGUUUUCGUGUUGAUGAAUUUCCGCCUCGGUUCGGGAGUUCAGUAAUUUCUCCUCUCGUUGUAGAUCGUGAUUUGGGCUUUUAGGUUUUCGUUUACUGGUGGCUGGGAUUUACCGUAUCCUUAUCGAAUUCGGACUCUCUGCAUGUGUAAGCCUUAAAGUCGGAAGUUUUCCCCAGUUUCGUUCUUCAAAGAGUUUCUUCUGCUGUAGAGUCAAGAUAUUUACGCGCACUGAGAAGUUUUUAGGAACUACGUUCUGUGGAUUGUUGUAGCCUGUAACUAUAUAAACACUGGGAGGGGAUGUUUGGUUCUACAUUGGAUAGCAGCCGUGGAAACAGCGCUGCCUCAGGGCAGCUUCUUACUCCGACCCGCUUCGUGUGGCCUUAUGGAGGUAGAAGGGUCUUCCUAAGCGGAUCUUUCACCAGGUGGACAGAACAUGUGCCAAUGUCACCACUUGAGGGCUGCCCUACUGUUUUUCAAGUCAUUUGCAACUUGACGCCUGGUUAUCAUCAGUAUAAGUUUUUUGUUGAUGGCGAAUGGCGGCAUGAUGAGCACCAACCAUUUGUAAGCGGAAAUGGUGGAGUAAUGAAUACAAUAUUUAUAACUGGACAAGAUAUGGUUCCUACUGGUUUUAUCCCAGAGACACUUGGCCGAGAGAAUAUGGAUGUGGAUGGUGUCUUCCCGCGAAUGACUGAUUCACCUCAGGAGUCUAUCCCUAGGAUGUCAAGUGUUGAUUUGGAGGUGUCUCGUCAUCGUAUAUCUGUUUUAUUGUCUACUCGUACUGCAUAUGAGCUGCUCCCAGAGUCGGGCAAGGUUAUUGCAUUGGAUGUUAAUUUACCAGUGAAGCAAGCAUUCCAUAUACUCUAUGAACAGGGGAUCCCUUUGGCUCCUCUUUGGGACUUUGGUAAAGGCCAAUUUGUUGGAGUUCUUGGUCCACUGGACUUCAUUCUAAUACUGAGAGAGCUUGGAACACAUGGAUCAAACUUGACCGAGGAAGAACUUGAGACGCACACAAUAGCGGCCUGGAAAGAGGGGAAGGCUCAUAUUAGCAGACAAUUCGAUGGGAGUGGGAGACCGUAUCCUAGGCCACUUGUUCAGGUUGGGCCCUAUGACAAUCUGAAAGACGUUGCCCUGAAAAUUUUGCAAAACAAGGUGGCAGCCGUUCCAGUUAUAUAUUCUUCUUUGCAGGAUGGUUCAUAUCCGCAGUUACUGCAUCUUGCUUCACUAUCAGGCAUAUUAAAAUGUAUAUGCAGAUACUUUAGACAUUCGUCUAGCUCUUUGCCAAUCCUUCAGCAGCCCAUUUGUUCCAUUCCCCUGGGUACUUGGGUCCCUAGAAUCGGAGAAUCAAGUAGCAAACCUCUCGCUACACUGAGACCACACGCCUCUUUGGGUUCUGCGCUCUCAUUAUUAGUUCAAGCUGAGGUUAGUUCAAUUCCCGUAGUUGAUGACAAUGACUCGCUUAUUGACAUAUACUCCCGAAGUGACAUAACUGCUCUGGCUAAAGAUAAGGCAUAUGCACAGAUUCAUCUUGAUGACAUGACGGUUCACCAGGCGCUGCAAUUGGGGCAAGAUGCGAGUCCGCCUUAUGGAAUCUUCAACGGGCAGAGAUGUCACAUGUGCUUGCGGUCAGACUCUCUUCUGAAAGUGAUGGAGCGGUUGGCGAAUCCAGGUGUAAGGAGGCUGGUGAUAGUGGAAGCAGGGAGCAAACGUGUUGAAGGUAUCAUAUCUUUGAGCGAUGUUUUCCAAUUCCUGCUCGGUCUUUGACUCCCACAACAAAACAGCCUCCUCAAAGCUCUUAUUCUCAUUUCCUCAAGUCAAACUACCCAACAAUUUGCUUCUUCUUUUUUCUUCUUCUUUAUGUGUUUUUUUUUUGGGUCCUUGCAAGGAAUUUGUAAAUUUGCUACGAACCUCUUCAUUGUUUUCUUCUUAUUUUUGUUGUUUUAGUUGAACCCAUUCUUGUGAAGAUAUUGGCUACCGGAAUCAUUACUAGUAGCUUCUCUCAGCUUUUUUUAUUCCCUCUUA
This is a messenger RNA of Eutrema salsugineum, 2351 nucleotides long. RefSeq names its product sucrose nonfermenting 4-like protein. The transcript has 13 exons. NCBI's taxonomy places the organism in Eukaryota, Viridiplantae, Streptophyta, Magnoliopsida, Brassicales, Brassicaceae. Bases 630 to 2093 code for a protein of 487 amino acids. The record is from RefSeq and is a predicted model, not a curated record.